This is a messenger RNA of Prosopis cineraria, 1697 nucleotides long. Its product is annotated as pentatricopeptide repeat-containing protein At3g13880-like. The coding region runs from base 1033 to 1560 and encodes 175 amino acids. Gene Ontology annotation, biological process: RNA modification. The record is from RefSeq and is a predicted model, not a curated record. Lineage: Eukaryota; Viridiplantae; Streptophyta; Magnoliopsida; Fabales; Fabaceae. Gene Ontology annotation, molecular function: protein binding; RNA binding. The transcript has 3 exons.
UAUAGGUUCGGUAUCAUCUACCUCACUUUCUUCUCUUGCCAUAUAACUCCCUGUGUCCGCCACCGUUCAUCCCUCCCCCACCGUUCAUCGUCGCCGUGCUCCUCCUCCAUCCACUGUCCCGUCUUGCCCCACUCUUCCUCCGUCCUCCACUCUCCCUCACCAUAGCCGUCGUGCUCUCCCUCUCUUUGUCUUCUCCGCGGUGCUUCUUCUUCCUCACCAUGGGUGCUAGCGUCCAUUUCCAGGUUUCGUCCUCUUCGCCUUAGCUCCCUCCAUCUCCGAACCCCUUCACUAUAGUUUUCCACCAUUUGUUACCCUUAGCUUCUUCAAAUUGCAUCAGCCGUUCCCCUGUUUUUCGUGAUCCCCACCAUCGUUCUCAUAACCGCCUCAGUCUUCCCCAUUGCUCGCCUUCUCUUCUUCUUCAUCACUGAAUCGACCGCAUUCCACUCCAUUCCACUUCGUUUCUUGGGUAAUUUUUGUGGGGUUUUUCGUUUUGUUCCUCCGUUUGCUCCGUCCGUCAGGUAUGAACUUUGAGUCACAUUCUUUUUCUUUUCCUGUUCUGCGUGCAACCUGUUGGGAUUUUGAGUUUACUUGGCAGUAAUCUGCUGUGAUGUUUAAGAGUUUGAAUUUUUUUUUUUUUAGUUUUUCAGUUUAGUCUGUUUUAAUAAAUGUUGGCUUUUAAUUUUUGAUUGCUGCUUUGAUUUGGCACUGCAAUUGAAUGUUGUUCUGUCAACUGACUUGAACUUGAUUUGUUCUGUACAAUAAUGCUCUGAGUUGGUGCUGAAGAUGGGCUGUUCACCUGAAUUUCUGACUCUGUGAUUAUAUUAGGUCCACUUCUUCCAUGGACGCAGGUGGGUUCAUGUUUUCUUGCUGGAUGGACUUAGCUGAGGAGCAGAAAUUUGAAUCAAGCACACUGUUAAAAUUCACGUGGGGAAACUGAAGGAUAGAGCAGGCGAAGAAGAAGCAAAGAAGAAGAUAAACCUUCUCUCAAGAAAUUUCUCAAUUUUUGUUUUUUCAUGUUUGGAAGAAGCAAGCAUGUCAGUUCUCCAACUGAAUGCCCCCAACCUUAAUUUUCCCUCCAUCAUGGACUCCUCCGAUGUUUUCUAUGUUAAUAAACAACCAAAAAGCGCAUUUCCUCAGCCCAUUACAGCACCACCUCCACAUCCCCCAUCUCUUCUCUCCUACUUGUUCUUAGACUCUGUAACUUAUACCAAAUUAAUUCAAUCAUCCGCUAAAACUGGAUCUCUGAUACAUGGAAAACUUGCCCAUGCACACAUGAUCAAGACUUCCUUCCAACCCUGUUUAUUCUUGCUCAACAAUCUUUUAUACAUGUAUAGCAAAUGUGGUGAAUUAUAUAAUGCUCAAAAUCUGUUUGUCAAAAUGCCCAAACGCAAUAUCGUUUCAUAUAACUCUUUGAUUUCUGGCUAUUCCCAGACAGGUAUGCAUGCUAAGGUCAUGCAUGCUUUUGGUCAGGCCAGAAUGGAUGGUCUUAAACUUGAUAAGUUUACCUAUGCGGGCGCUCUUGGAGUUUGCGGUCAUGCUGGGGAUGCACGACUUGAUUGAGCAGGCGAGAUUGUUGUUUGAGACUUCCACAGUCCUGGACGAAGUUUCUUGGAAUUCAAUGAUUGCUGGUUAUGUUCGAUUAGGUGUCAAUGAUGAGGUUUUCAAACUCCUAAUGAAAAUGCACCGAUCUGGAUUGA